Molecule: messenger RNA, 3531 nt
Organism: Camellia sinensis
Lineage: Eukaryota; Viridiplantae; Streptophyta; Magnoliopsida; Ericales; Theaceae
Source: RefSeq, a predicted model, not a curated record
GCAUGUCAUUGUGCCUUGGCAUCUUCUUCUGAUUUUUAGUUACUGUGAGUUUUCAGGUGGCAGGCGUAGUACGCAAUAGAUCUGUUGAAAUGGUGGAGGCCCUUUACAACAUGAAUAAGGCAUAUCUAACUUUGCCAGAGGGGUCAGCUUCUGUAGCUGGCUUAAUUGCAAUGAUGAUUGAUCACUAUAAUGUCCUGGAAGGAAGUGAUAGUGACCGAGAGAGCAAUGAUGCUUCAAGGUUGUCCCGGAAGACUCAUACUCAGAAGCGUGGGCGAGGAAAAGUUCAGUCUAAUGCAUCGCAAGAUCUUUUACUAUCUCCGUCAAUUGCCUCAAAAAAUGUUGGAUCUUUAUCCUUAUUUAAGAGAAGGCGCUCUGAUGGCUGCACAGUUCGUAAAAGGACACCUCGCUUCCCAGUUACAUAUUCAUCUAGAAAUGAUGGCAAUGAUAACUAUGUUUCACCUAAUAAAAGAGGCCAAAAGUUGGAGUUGGAUGAUGAUGUCGAACAUGUGGUGGCAUUAGCAUUAACACAGGCUUCACAAAGGGGACGCUCGCCCCAAGUUUCUCGAUCACCAUUUAGGACUGAUCACAUGAAAUCCUCACCUUUCCAAAGCUGGCUUUCGCAAUCAGAGAUGGGCCGAGCCAGGCCUCAUGGUCCUGCAAUUGAAGAAGACUGUUUGGAAGGUAGUUUAGGCAGCAGAGGAGCUAAAAAUGGAGACUAUGCCAGAAAUACAAGUGCUUUGACAGAUAAAGGUGUAGGUAUUGCAGAUAUUUAUCAGAAGGGGAAAAAAGUUUAUAGAAGGAAAGGAAAUGUUGAAGAUAUUAGAAUCAACCAGUUUGAUGAUGGUUGGGAAGCAUGUAGUGGCACUGAAGAAGGUCUUAAUGUUAGUGAUGUGAAGGGAGGAGUUGAUAUUGAGGUUACAAAUUCGAAAAUUGAGCAUUCUUCGUCUCUGGGUAAAAGAAAGAGAAACAAAAAACUUUUCUUUGGAGAUGAAACAUCAGCCUUGGAUGCGCUGCAAACUUUGGCAGAUUUGUCUCUGAUGAUGCCAGCAUCAGCAGUAGAAUCUGAAUCCUUUGUGCAGUUGGGGGAUAAACCAAGUUCUGCUUUAGUUGAUGGGUCAAAUGUACAUGAAGCUAUGUCUAACCGAAGAGACAAAACUAAAUUCCUUGGUGUUAGAGAGAAAGUACGUGGAUUAUCUGGGUUGGAGGCUACAUAUGAAAAAUCCAAACUUGGAAGGGACUUGGCAGUCAGUGUUAAUGCUAUCUCUGAAGGAGAGCAGCCACUUCCCUCAUCUAAUAAACCUCGGAAAAGAAAACGAAAAUCCUCGUCGUUGAAGGCCUUAUCUGAAGAGGAGGAAAAAAUUGUGAUUAAUGGCAAACAUACUGGUCAGAAUUUUUCUGCUUCGAAUCAAGGGGAACCAAUCAGGCCUGCAGAGUGUUCUUCUUCAAGUAGUGAUAAGAAAAGGCUAGGCAAUAACUCAGCGGUAUCUACUGCAGAGGUUCCGGCUACAAGCCAUGCAAAUUUACCAACCAAACAUAGAAGUAGGCGUAAGAUGGAUCCAGUAAGAACACAAACUCAGAAUGAGAUUAAGUCUCCUGGGAACACUUUCAAAGAUCUUUCUAACAAAUAUCCUACACUUCAAGAUGGGGCACUUCAUCUGAAGGAUAAGCUUUCUUGUUGCCUAUCAUCCUCGUUGGUACGUAGAUGGUGCACAUUUGAGUGGUUUUACAGUGCAAUUGACUACCCUUGGUUUGCCAAAAGGGAGUUUGUAGAGUACUUAAAUCAUGUGGGACUGGGUCAUAUACCAAGGCUAACUCGUGUCGAGUGGGGUGUCAUAAGAAGUUCUCUAGGCAAACCUCGGAGGUUUUCUGAACACUUCCUACACGAAGAAAAGGAAAAGCUUAAACAGUACCGGGAAUCUGUUAGACAACAUUAUACUGAACUUUGUGCUGGUAUUAGGGAAGGACUACCAACAGAUUUAGCACGGCCUUUAUCAGUUGGACAACGAGUAAUUGCUCUUCAUCCCAAAUCAAGAGAAGUUCAUGAUGGAAGUGUGCUCACAAUUGAUCAUGACAAGUGCAGGAUUCAGUUUGACCGGCCUGAGCUGGGGGUUGAAUUUGUCAUGGAUAUAGAUUGUAUGCCUUUAAAUCAAUCAGAAAAUAUGCCAGAAGCUAUUAGGAGACGGAACAUUGGAGUUGAUAAAUUUCCUUCAAAUUCUAGAGAACCAAAAGCUGGACAAUCAAAUAUUGGAGGGCCUGUUGUAUUUGCUCCUAAUGAGUAUCUGGAGAAUUUAUGCAGUUCCAUGCAUACUCUGACAAAUCAGCCAAAGGGUGAUGCAGUUUAUGCCAUUUCACAAGCUAAAGCAGCUGCAAUUGACCUUAUUAAUUCUCCAGAGGCAGCUCGUAGUAAUCCUUGCACAGUGGCACAGAUACAUGCAAGGGAAGCUGAUAUAAAGGCUCUUACUGAUUUGACUAGCGCUCUAGAUAAAAAGGAAGCAAUAUUGAUGGAACUUAAGCAUGCAAAUGAUGAAGUGUUGAAAAAAGAAAGCAAUGGAGAUAGUUUGUUAAAGGAUUCUGAACUUUUCAAAAAGCAAUAUGCUGUGGUAUUAUUACAGCUAAAGGAAGCCAGUGACCAGGUUUCUUCUGCUCUGCUUAAUUUAAGGCAACGCAACACGUACCAAGGGAACUCUUUGUCUCCAUGGCUGAAGCCUUUGGCCACUUCAAAUGGAUUCAAUGGCCCCCCAUGUUCUACUGACCAUCCUUCAAUUAGUUAUCACGAGUCAGGACCUAAUGUUGUUGAGAUUGUCAAAGAUUCAAGAUUUAAAGCACAUACGAUGGUAGAUGCUGCUAUUCAGGCAAUGUCUUCAAUAAAGAAUGGGGAAGAUCCUUUCAAGCGUAUUGGAGAGGCUUUAGAUUCUUUUGAUACACAAAAAUUCACAACGGAUUGUGGGGGGGCAGUCCUGAAAUCUCCAGAACAAGUUAAUGGUGGUACUGUUCAUCAACGCCAGGUUCCUUCUACUUCAGAGACCCUGCAGAGAGGUUUUGCAUCUGGUACUAAAUUGCAUAAUGAUUCUGAUGGAAUUGAAGCACAAAUCCCAUCAGAGCUCAUUACUUCUUGUGUUGCUACUUUGCUUAUGGUACAGAUGUGUACUGAACGCCAAUAUCCGCCAGCUGAUGUGGCACAGAUACUGGAUUCUGCCGUUACAAGCUUGCAUCCUUGCUGCCCUCAGAACCUUCCCAUCUACAGAGAGAUACAAAUGUGCAUGGGAAGGAUCAAAACCCAGAUAUUGGCACUUGUACCAUCCUGAACUCUCAAUUCUACUCAUUUGUUCUUGAAAGCUGUGUAAAUGCAUGGUUGGUCUCAGUGUUCCAUCUCCUGUUCCGGUAAUUUUGUUUUUUCCUUCUUCGAAUUUGACCAUGUUAUCCAAAAUUGAAUAUUUUUUUUUCCAGAAUUGGUUUCACCCCUUUGUUAACUUCUAAAAAUUUUGUUUUUUGUGAAAUAAAUGGGAUGUGGAAGAAAUUUUUUCCUUUAUU